CCACGUCCCGGUGUGUCCGCCAGGGGGCAGUUGUGUCUCGGUCUGAGGCUGCGCCGCUCCCGCUGCAUCACAGAGAGGAAAAUACCACCAGAUGGCGGUUUAGGAUUGCUGCUCUUCUCUCAAGGCGCGGUUCCGCUCGCACGGCCAAUUUUCAAUAAUAAAAUACGCACAAUAUUAAAACGAAAAUCGAUUUAUUGUUUCGGAAGGUGUUAAUCGAUUCGGCGAUGGUCGUGAAAGGAGGUGAAGAGAGUUAAGUGCCAGCAAGUCGAGUGCAGUCCAUCCGUCUGUCCCGGAGCCUCUCCUCCCUGCCCUUUCCUGAACUUUCCCCCCCGAGCGGAGCCGACCACCUCCUACCUCCAUCCUUGAGCCAGAAGACAAACACACAAACACAAACAGAGUUAAACACUCCAACCGCCACCCACGUCGUCAGGAUGAUCACCUCAGAGCUCCCCGUCCUGCAGGACUCGUCUAAUGAGUCUGGGGCGACAGACGCAGUGGGCCUGAGUAUGAGCAUGAGCGAGAUGGAGGAUCCAGAGGUGAAAGGCAAGAAGAAGAGAGGGAGGCCUGGAAAACAAACCACGACGGCCAAUAAGAAGCCUCGGAAGGCACCGACAGAAAAGGCAGCAGGCGUCACGCGAGGACGAGGGAAAGCCAACGGUGUGGCUCAACAUAAUGGAGACGGAGGAGACCCCGUCACUCUGUUUGAAGUGGUCAAACUGGGAAAGAGUGCCAUGCAGUCUGUGGUGGACGAGUGGAUCGAGUCGUACAAACAGGACAGAGACUUGGCCCUGCUGGACCUCAUCAAUUUUUUCAUCCAGUGCUCAGGCUGUAAAGGCACCGUGAGGAUCGAGAUGUUCAGGAACAUGCAGAACGCAGAGAUCAUCCGCAAGAUGACGGAGGAGUUUGACGAGGACAGUGGGGAUUAUCCUCUCACCAUGCCAGGGCCCAUGUGGAAGAAGUUCCGCUACAACUUCUGCGAGUUCAUCUGCGUACUGAUCCGCCAGUGUCAGUACAGCAUCAUCUACGACGAGUACAUGAUGGACACGGUGAUCUCCCUCCUCACCGGGCUGUCCGACUCUCAAGUGAGAGCCUUCAGACACACCUCCACGCUAGCAGCGAUGAAGCUGAUGACAGCGCUGGUGAACGUGGCUCUGAACUUGAGCAUUCACCAGGACAACACGCAGAGACAGUACGAGGCGGAGAGGAACAAGAUCGCAGGGAAACGAGCCAAUGAGAAGCUAGAGCUGCUGCUACAGAAGAGGAAGGAGCUUCAGGAAAACCAGGAUGAAAUCGAGAACAUGAUGAACUCCAUCUUCAAGGGAAUCUUUGUGCAUCGAUACAGAGAUGCAAUCGCUGAAAUCCGAGCCAUCUGCAUCGAGGAGAUCGGCGUGUGGAUGAAGAUGUACAGCGACGCUUUUCUCAACGACAGUUACCUGAAGUAUGUCGGCUGGACGCUACACGACAGACAAGGAGAGGUGCGUCUGAAGUGCCUGAAGGCUCUGCAGAACCUGUACACAAACCGGGAACUUUUCCCCAAGUUAGAGCUUUUCACCAACCGCUUCAAGGAUCGUAUAGUAUCAAUGACACUGGAUAAGGAGUAUGAUGUGGCUGUGGAGGCCAUCAGGCUGGUCACUCUCAUCCUGCAGGGCAGUGAAGACGCUCUGUCCAAUGAGGACUGUGAGAACGUGUACCACCUGGUGUACUCGGCCCACAGACCCGUGGCUGUCGCUGCCGGAGAGUUCCUGCACAGAAAGUUGUUCAGUCGUCACGACCCCCAGGCAGAAGAAGCUCUAGCGAAGCGCAGAGGGAGGAGCAGUCCAAACGGAAAUCUCAUCCGCAUGCUGGUGCUCUUCUUUCUGGAGAGCGAGCUCCACGAGCACGCAGCCUACCUGGUGGACUCUCUGUGGGAGAGCUCUCAGGAGCUGCUGAAGGACUGGGAGUGUAUGACUGAACUGCUGCUGGAGGAGCCAGUGCAGGGAGAGGAUGUGCUGUCAGACAGACAGGAGAGUGCUCUGAUAGAGCUGAUGGUGUGCACCAUACGACAGUCAGCCGAGGCACACCCACCUGUUGGGAGAGGCACCGGCAAACGGGUGCUGACAGCGAAGGAGAGGAAGACUCAGAUAGACGAUAAGAACAAACUGACCGAGCACUUCAUCAUGGCUCUGCCCAUGCUCCUGUCAAAGUACCAGGCAGACUCGGAGAAGGUAGCCAACCUGCUGCAGAUCCCUCAGUUCUUCGACCUGGACGUGUACAGCGCCGGGCGCAUGGAGAAGCACCUGGACGCGCUGCUGAAGCAGAUCCGGCUGGUGGUGGAGAAGCACAUCGAGGCAGACGUGCUGGAGGCCUGCAGCAAGACCUACAGCAUCCUCUGCUCCGAGGAGUACACCAUCAUGAACCGCGUGGACAUCGCCCGCUCGCAGCUCAUCGACGAAAUGACGGACCGCUUCUCACACUCUGUGGAGGAGCUGCUGCAGGAGGCUGAGGAGGCUGAUGAUGACGACAUCUACAAUGUUUUAUCUACUCUGAAAAGACUCACAGCUUUCCACAAUGCUCAUGACCUGACGCGGUGGGAUUUAUUCGGGAGCUGUUACCGGCUCCUCAAGGCGGGCAUCGAGCAGGGCUCCAUGCCGGAGCAGAUCGCCGUGCAGGCCCUGCAGUGCUCCCACUACUCCAUCCUGUGGCAGCUGGUCAAGAUCACAGAGGGGGCUCCGAGCAAGGACGACCUGGUGGCUCUCAGGAGAGUGGUGAAGUCGUUCCUGGCUGUGUGCCAGCAGUGCCUCUCCAACGUCAACACACCGGUCAAAGAACAGGCCUUCAUGCUUCUCUGCGACCUGCUGAUGAUCUUCAGUCACCAGCUGACGUCUGGCGGGCGGGAGGGCCUCCAACCGCUGGUCUUCAACCCGGACAGCACCCUGCAGAACGAGCUGCUCAACUUUGUCCUGGACCACGUCUUCAUCGACCAGGACGACGAGAGCCAGAGCAUGGAGGGAGACGAGGAGGACGAAGCCAACAAGAUCGAGGCGCUUCACAAAAGGAGAAAUCUGCUCGCAGCUUUCUGCAAACUCAUCAUCUACGACAUCGUGGACAUGCCAGCUGCUGCCGACAUCUUCAAGCACUACAUGAAGUAUUACAACGAUUACGGUGACAUCAUCAAGGAGACUCUGAGUAAAACCAGACAGGCGGACAAGAUUCUCUGCGCCAAGACUCUCAUUCUCAGUCUGCAGCAGCUGUUCAACGAGCUGCUGCAGGACCAGGGACCAAACCUGGACCGGACGUCGUCCCACGUCAGCGGCAUCAAAGAGCUCGCUAGGCGCUUUGCCCUCACCUUCGGCCUGGACCAGAUCAAGACCAGAGAGGCUGUUGCCACACUGCACAAGGAUGGCAUAGAGUUUGCAUUUAAGUACCAGAACCCUCGAGGACCAGAGUUUCCCCCCAUCAACCUGGCCUUCCUGGAGGUCCUCAGCGAAUUCUCUUCCAAACUAAUCCGCCAAGACAAAAAGACAGUACACUCGUACCUGGAGAAGUUCAUGUCAGAGUCGAUGUCGGAGCGUCGGGAAGACGUGUGGCUGCCUCUGAUCUCGUACAGGAACAGCCUGCUGACGGGAGGAGACGAGGACCACAUGUCGGUCACAUCCGGGUCCAGCAGCAAGGCCGCCUCAGUCCGCAGCAAGAAGGGGCGACCGCCGGUACACAAGAAACGCAUCGAGGAAGAGACCAGUGUGGAGGGCUCGUGGCUGAUGCGUAAUGACACUCUUCAGACACCGGGAGCGCUGCAGACUCCUCAGCUCACAUCAACAGUCCUCAGAGAGAACAGACCAGCAGAACACAUGCCAGACCCCGACUCAGAGCCUGGAUCAGAGAACGACUUUGUACACAACCCUCAGAUGCAGAUGUCGUGGCUCGGCCAGCAGAAGAUGGACGAGGUGACCAGGAAGGACCGGACGGGCUUGAACUACAUCAAGUCACGCAGCAAUCAGGGCGUCCGGCAGACUGUACGUGGGCUGAUGGAGGACGAUGCAGAGCCCAUCUUCGAGGACGUCAUGAUGUCAUCGCGAGGCCAGCUGGAGGACAUGAACGAGGAGUUUGAGGACACUAUGGUGAUCGAUCUGCCGCCUUCGAGGAACAGACGUGAAAGAGCGGAAUUAAGACCGGACUUCUUCGACUCUGCAGCGAUGAUUGAGGACGAGUCGGGAUUCAGCAUGCCCAUGUUCUGAUCUGGAAGCGGCAAAGAUCCUGAGAUCAGGAUUCACAUCAGGAGUAAACAGAAGAAGGAGGCGCUGUUUGGGAUAACCUGCCAAUCAAACUCCUAAAAAGAAGAAGAAAAAAACAUUGUCAAAGUACUUUUCUCUUUCUAAAAGACAUGAUGGAAGGACGUUUGUCAAGUGGACCCUCUGAUGGAUCCCACAUCGGCUGGAUCUCACCUGGACGUGUGCAGCGAGGACCAGCUCUGAGGAUCUAGAAAAUUCUCCGUAAUCUAGUCGAAUUAUUCAAGAGGUUCGUCUUGCUCCUGUUCUUCCUGUUGGUUUAGCUCUUGUUAGCGGUAGCUGUGAUGGCGCCUCAGCUGCCGACCAAUGAGUACUUGCAGCUCUUACGGUUCUGUGUUCCACAGAUGUUUUGUUCCGCUCACAAUCAGCAGCGCAACACUCUGUACAGCCCCUUCUUUUAUGCCCCCCCCCUGCCCCCCUGGAUCUGUCUGGUAAAUCAAACAUAAAGAGGGUCUCAAAGUACUUCAAUGUUCUAUAUCUUUGCUCUUAUUAGCACCCACUGAACCCCCUUUCCUCUCACUGUCCGCCAUCUGAGUCCUCGUGUGGUGCUGGUGUGUGACGUGGGUGUAAAUUGUUGAUGGUUGAGGAAGGCGCUUAUGCACACUCAGACCUGCUCGGAGGAAAUGAUGUAAGUGUUUUGUGUGUGAUGUCAAAGCUAAGCGAGUGUUGUCAAAAGAAGCCACACCCCCCCAACACUGGACCGAAAUAUGCCCCGCCCUCUCAGAUCUGGGACAUGUACACACACACACUCACACACACCCUCGAAUAACUGCUUUUAAAGUAAAAAAGUUUUAAAAAAAGACAAUAAACAUAUUUUGAAUUCUGUAGCUUUAGUACUAAAGUUUUAAAUCAAGUGUGUUUUUGUUUCUGUCUGAUGUUUGUACAGCUUUUUUCUUGAAUAUGUAUCUUGUUUGUUGCCAAAUUGUGGCCUACAUACUUACAGUAUAUUCCAGCCCCUCCCUUUACACCUGUAUCUCAUAUCUAAUGGUUACCAAGCUCAGAUUGUUGCUGUGGGAUACCAGCUUUUGAAGCGCUGUGCGGUGUGAUUGUAACGUUUCACAGUUCAGUAUUACAG
Molecule: messenger RNA, 5340 nt
Organism: Notolabrus celidotus (New Zealand spotty)
Lineage: Eukaryota; Metazoa; Chordata; Actinopteri; Labriformes; Labridae
Gene: stag1a
Product: stromal antigen 1a
Exons: 32
Coding region: 432-4214 (1260 amino acids)
Biological process (GO): sister chromatid cohesion
Cellular component (GO): nucleus; chromatin; cohesin complex
Molecular function (GO): chromatin binding
Source: RefSeq, a predicted model, not a curated record